This is a messenger RNA of Nipponia nippon (crested ibis), 2617 nucleotides long. The record is from RefSeq and is a predicted model, not a curated record. NCBI's taxonomy places the organism in Eukaryota, Metazoa, Chordata, Aves, Pelecaniformes, Threskiornithidae.
AUGGACGCUGAUGAUGACUUGGAUCUUUUGGCCUCCCUCCUGGAAGAAAGCGAGGCCACUGAGGAGGGCAAUUCUCCUGAGGAGGAAGGUGCCCCAGAGGAUGAGGGGGGAAAACCAGAUGAAUACGAUGAGCUCUUCGAUGCAGAAGAUGAUGUGUCCUACACUGAGGAGGUCGAUACUGAGGACAGCAUGAUUGAUGAGCAGAAGGAGAACCUGGCUACGCUGUUUGGAGAUGUAGAUGACUUGUUGGAAGAGGAGGCGGCAGAAGAAGCUGUCCCCACUUCAGCUCCCAGUCAGGCAAAAGAGAAAACCAACGAAGAACUGCAAGCUGAGCUGAGAAAAUUGCAAGAACAGAUGAAGACAUUACAAGAGCAGUUGCAAAAGACCGCUAUUGGGCAGCAGUCCAGUUCAGGCCCUGAGAAGAAAACCCCUGGUAAAUCUCACUGUCCACCCUUAAAGGAAAGGAAAGUUCAGAAGCUGCAAGAGUCACCAUGUUUCUCAGCCCAGCUGGGCAAUCCUUUACCAUCAGCCAAGCGAGGAAUCCAGAAAUCAAAAGCAUCCUCAGCAGAGAACAAGACUCCUCCACAGCAAGUCAUCAGUCUGGCUUUCCAGCCUCUCAAGUCUGCCACAGGGAACACGCCCAGUAAGGUGACCAGAGAGAGGACUCCUCACAUGCCUACCUGCUCCUCUGCAACAACUCAGCCAGUGUCUGUGGAAACCUUCUCGGGACUGAGAUUAAGAAAACCCCGGGUUUCAUCAGCUGAAAUGGACAGGAAAAUGGCUAACCGGAAGCUCAUCCGACUGUCCCAGCUGAAGAGCAAACUUGCUGCAGAAAAUCUGGAGGAAAUAGACUGGGUAACAUUUGGAGUCAUAGUGAAGAAGAUCACUCCUCAGAGCGCAAAUAAUGGCAGAACCUUCAGUAUCUGGCGGCUGAAUGACCUGCGGGAUCUCAAUCAGUGUGUCUCACUCUUCUUGUUUGGUGAUGUCCACAAAGAGCACUGGAAGACAGACCAAGGCACAGUCAUCGGGCUGCUCAAUGCUAAUCCUAUGAAACCUAAAGAAGGCUCAGAUGAGGUGUGUUUGUCUGUUGACCAUCCCCAGAAGAUCCUCCUCAUGGGUGAAGCUCUGGACAUGGGCACUUGCAAAGCCAGAAAGAAGAACGGUGAUCCUUGUGCACAGAUCGUGAACCUGAACGACUGUGAAUAUUGUCAGUAUCACAUACAAUCCCAGUACAAGAAGCUCAGCUCGAAGCGGGCAGAUCUGCAGUCCACCUUCUCUGGUGGCCGCAUUCCCAGAAAAGUUGGUCGGAAAAAUCCCAGUUUGAAGGAGAGGCUGUGUCAGGAUGGGUUUUACUAUGGAGGUGUCUCUUCAGCAGCGUAUGCAGCCUCAGUUGCAGCAGCUGCAGUACCGAAAAGGAAGAUUCAAACCACUCUCUCCAAUCUGGUCGUGAGAGGAGUUGAUGCAAUUGUCCAGGAAACCAGGCAGAAAAUUGCAAAGAGACCCAUGCAGUGUUCUGAUGAAUUCAAGGAACUGCUGGCACAGCCAACUUUUGGAGCACGAAACCUCUGCAAACACUGGACCAAAGCAGAUGCUGAAAAGAAGCAAGGAGACAAUUUCCAGUCUGUCUCUGCUUCAGCACUGCUCAAGCAACAGAAACAGAAGUGGCUGGAGGCCAGGAAAAAGCGAUCUGAAGAGAUUCAGAGGCGGUUUCUCCAGAACACAAGUAAAGCUGGCACCCCUGCUUUGCCAUCCUCCUCCAGACAAUCCUUGCUCCAUUCCCCAAUACCUGGGGCAGAGUUUCCCAAAGCUGCAAAAAUGUCAACUUCUCAAAGGCCCAGGCUGGGCACAGGCUUCUCAGAAGGAGAAGAUAUCCUCUUCUUUGACGGGUCUCCACCUCCAACACCAAAGCUAGAUAGCUUGGCAGAAGCCAAAAAGCUGGCUGCGAUACACAGACUACGAGCAAAAGGCCAGAUUCUUGCUAAAACUGACCCGAACAGUGUCAAGAGGAAAAGAGCUGAUGUUGAUGAUGUCCUAGAAAUUGUUGAAAGAGUUGAGAAAAAUGUUGCUCAGCCACAAGGUACAGAAGCAGAGAAUGAUAUGGAUGCACUGGAGCCUGCCCAAAAGAAACGGCGUGAGCAGCUGGCCUAUCUGGAGUCAGAAGAGUUCCAGAAAAUCCUGAAUGCAAAGUCCAAGCACACAGAUGUCCUGAAAGAGGCUGAGGCUGAACUGCAGGAGCAAUACUUUCAGCCCCUGGUGAAAAAGGAAGAAAUGGAAGAGAAGAUGAGGAGCAUUAAAGAAGUGAAAUGUCGAGUUGUGACAUGUAAAACGUGUAAUUACACCUAUUUCAAGCCUCUGGAGACGUGUGUGCAGGAUAACCACGACUACCACUGGCAUGAUGCCAUCAAGCGAUUUUUCAAAUGUCCUUGUGGAAACCGUGCUAUUUCCCUUGACAGGCUCCCAAAAAAGCACUGCAGUACCUGUGGCCUCUUCAAGUGGGAGCGAGACGGGAUGCUAAAGGAGAAAAAAGGUCCGGCAAUUGGUGGAGAAACACUUUUACCAAGAGGGGAGGAACAACCGAAAUUUCUCAAUAGUCUUAAGUGACCCGGAGUUGAUUUUU